Messenger RNA from Carica papaya (papaya), 2695 nucleotides. The record is from RefSeq and is a predicted model, not a curated record. Lineage: Eukaryota; Viridiplantae; Streptophyta; Magnoliopsida; Brassicales; Caricaceae.
CUAUUAGCCACAUUGAUGUUUCAGGUUGUUGUUGUCUCUGGAGAAACUGGUUGUGGUAAAACCACACAACUUCCACAGUACAUACUAGAAUCUGAAGUUGAUGCUGCUCGUGGAGCUUCUUGUAGUAUCAUAUGCACUCAGCCUAGAAGAAUAUCUGCAAUGGCGGUGUCUGAAAGAGUUGCUGCAGAAAGAGGGGAGAGUCUUGGAGAAUCUGUUGGCUUUAAAGUUCGGUUGGAGGGAAUGAAAGGGAGGGAUACUCGACUUCUCUUUUGUACCACUGGUAUUUUAUUGCGAAGACUACUUGUUGAUAGAAAUUUGAAAGGUGUAACUCAUGUAAUAGUUGAUGAAAUCCAUGAACGUGGAAUGAAUGAAGAUUUUCUUCUGGUUGUCCUAAAAGACCUUCUUCCUCGUCGACCAGAAUUAAGGUUGAUUUUAAUGAGUGCCACCUUGGAUGCUGAGCUUUUCUCUUCUUACUUUGGUGGUGCCCCGACAAUGCAUAUUCCGGGAUUUACAUACCCUGUCCGAGCACAUUUUCUGGAGAACAUUCUGGAGAUAACUGGAUAUAGGUUGACUCAAUAUAAUCAAAUAGAUGAUUAUGGUCAAGAAAAAAUGUGGAAAAUGCAGAGACAAGUUCAAGCUCUCAGAAAAAGGAAAAGCCAGAUUGCUUCUGCUGUUGAGGAUGCUCUUGAAAAUGCUGACUUUAAGGGGUAUAGUCUGCGGACUCGGGAGUCUUUGUCUUGCUGGAAUCCUGACUCAAUUGGUUUUAACCUCAUCGAGCACGUUCUUUGUCACAUAGUAAAGCAAGAGAGGUCUGGUGCUGUUCUGGUUUUCAUGACAGGUUGGGAUGACAUAAACUCUUUGAAGGAUCAACUUCAAGCUCAUCCUCUCCUGGGGGAUCCUAGCAGGGUUUUAUUAUUGGCAUGCCAUGGUUCCAUGGCUAGCUCUGAGCAGAGAUUAAUCUUUGAUAAGCCUCCAGAUGGAGUUAGGAAAAUUGUUCUGGCUACUAAUAUGGCUGAAACCAGUAUCACCAUCAAUGAUGUGGUUUUUGUGCUAGACUGUGGAAAGGCAAAAGAGACAUCUUAUGAUGCACUAAAUAACACUCCUUGUUUGCUUCCUACCUGGAUCUCAAAAGCAGCUGCUCGUCAAAGAAGAGGAAGAGCUGGUCGUGUUCAGCCCGGAGAAUGUUAUCAUCUAUAUCCCAGAUGUGUAUACGAUGCCUUUGCUGAUUAUCAGUUGCCGGAACUCUUAAGAACACCAUUACAGUCUUUAUGUUUGCAAAUCAAAAGUCUAAAACUAGGAAGCAUUUCUGAGUUCCUUGCCAGGGCCUUGCAGCCACCUGAGCCUCUAUCGGUACAAAAUGCUGUUGAAUAUCUGAAGAUCAUUGGGGCUUUAGAUGAGAACGAAGACUUGACGGUGCUAGGAUACAACUUAUCUAUGCUUCCAGUUGAGCCGAAGCUUGGGAAAAUGCUCAUAUUAGGGGCCAUCUUCAGUUGUCUGGAUCCAAUAAUGACUGUUGUUGCUGGUCUUAGUAUCAGAGAUCCAUUCCUGAUGCCCUUUGAUAAGAAAGAUCUUGCAGAGUCAGCAAAAGCGCAGUUCUCCGCAGAUGAGUAUAGUGACCAUCUGGCACUGAUCCGGGCAUAUGAGGGUUGGAAAGAUGCUGAAAAAGAGCAAUCUGGUUAUGAAUAUUGCUGGAAGAAUUUUCUUUCUGCACAAACUCUAAAAGCUAUGGAUUCUCUCAGAAAACAAUUCUUCUUUUUACUCAAGGAUGCUGGUCUUGUUGAUGAGAAUACAGAAAACUGCAUUAAGUGGAGUCGAGAUGAACAUCUAAUCCGAGCAGUCAUCUGUGCAGGCUUGUUUCCUGGAAUUUGUUCUGUUGUGAACAGGGAGAAGUCAAUAGCAUUGAAAACUAUGGAGGAUGGUCAAGUGCUUCUGCACUCGAAUUCCGUGAAUGCUGCAGUACCCAAAAUUCCUUACCCAUGGUUAGUCUUCAAUGAAAAAGUGAAAGUUAAUUCAGUUUUUCUCCGGGAUUCUACUGGUGUAUCUGACUCUGUGCUUCUCUUAUUUGGAGGAAACAUUUCCCAGGGCGGUCUAGAUGGGCACCUAAAAAUGUUGGGCGGAUACUUGGAGUUCUUUAUGAAACCUUCCUUGUCAGAUAUGUACUUGAGUUUAAAGAGGGAGCUUGAUGACUUAAUUCAGAAGAAGCUUCUAGAUCCCAAACUUGAUAUGAUGUCCUACUACAGACUCAUAUCAGCCGUAAGAUUGCUGGUAUCAGAGGAUAAAUGUGAGGGUAGAUUCGUUUUUGGUCGCCAGGUAGCAGUACCCCAGAAAAAGGCAACCAAAGUGGUAGCCAAGAAUGAAUAUACUGGGGCUCAAAAUGGGGGUGAUAACUCCAAGAGCCAGCUACAAACAUUGCUUGCCAGGGCAGGACAUGGGGCACCGAUAUAUAAGACAAAACAACUUAAAAACAACCAGUUCCGCUCUACUGUUGUCUUUAAUGGCUUGAACUUUUCAGGGCAGCCAUGUAGCAGUAAGAAAGUCGCGGAAAAGAACGCGGCUGCUGAGGCUAUUCUAUGGUUGAAAGGUGAGAAUCAUGUAUCAUCAACAGAUAUUGAUCAUAUGUCAAUGCUCUUAAAGAAGAGCAAAAGCAAAACUCAGAAAGGAAGGACAGUUCAUGCUAAAUGAUAUUAAAUUGACA